Dreissena polymorpha is the source of this 2746-nucleotide messenger RNA. RefSeq lists its product as uncharacterized. Bases 224 to 2746 code for a protein of 840 amino acids. Lineage: Eukaryota; Metazoa; Mollusca; Bivalvia; Myida; Dreissenidae. The transcript is spliced from 3 exons. The record is from RefSeq and is a predicted model, not a curated record.
ACCUAUACAAACAAAGGGAUGAGACACUCACUGAACCGAAGAACAAGCUAUCGCGUUGUUACGCAAAAGGGAACGAGACUUGCGACCCAACGAGACUUCGCGCUUCGAGGCAAAUUUUAACAGCCGCCAUUUUGACAAAGCGAGACCGUGACAAAGCAAUCGAGAAAUAAUAAGAGUACAAAUUAACCAAGUGUUGCCAACACAGAAGUAUUCAUUGCAAAGAAUGCCUAGAAAACGCAAAAGAGGAUCCCUUACGGUGAAACGCAAGUAUCACUACAUAACAUCUGAACAGCCAAAGGAAGAAAACCAUGUUGCCAGUGAACCCCUGGUGAAAAUUAAAGCUACAACAGAUACUUCUACCCAGUCAGAAAGUGAAAAUGUGCAGGUCACAAGUGAUCAUAGUUAUGCUAUUGAUGAAGACUCCACAUAUGAGCUUGACUCCUUCCAGGAGACAAACAUUGAUAAGCCUGAAGCUGAUGUGAUGGAAUGUAGUUCAGGGCUUCUAGAAAUGGAGGUGGAGACGACAACCUUCUCAGACUUUGCUGUGGAACUUAAACUGCAAAAUAUUUCAUCUCAGUUCGUUGUAAAGGAAUCAGAGCAAUCAAUUCAAAUGUUACAGUUGUAUGCAAAUGACAGUCUGACAGCAAUCAAGCUAUCGGUUGAAAUUAAGAGUGAUUUUACAUGCUCUGUCUAUGUGCAUCGGAAAUGCAUUCCGAGAUCUCACCAAAUAUGGACUGGACUGCCACAACAUAUCAAUCGCGUUGCUUAUGUUCUGGUGUUAUUGGAAAGACUGUUAAAAUUUGAUGUCUGCAUAGGAAAUCCUGAGGUGGAAUUUUCAAAUUUAGUUCCCAUUGGAUCAGGGUUGUCCAGCAACAACUCCCCAGAAAUUGUGGCGUACAGGGAAGGGGACUUCAACGCAACACAUGCCAGUGGAGAGAGAUAUAAUUCCACUAUUAGAUCUGUGAAAUGUGACAUGCUGUCCACAUCAAAAAAGUGUACAGCCUGCAAAAAGUACUUUUACUUAUUACAAAGCAGGAAAAAUAGGGUUGAAAGCAGACUAAAUUCGUGCCGAAAAUACAGCCACACAAACUUUAAACAUAGAGACAUGACUAAACAGGAACUUAAUAUGAAAUUAAACGAGCAGAAACAUGAAAUAAAAAAUUUACAAACAGAGUUGUGGAAACAAAGGAGGGAAUUUGAUAAGAUCAUCACAGCAAAUGGGAUCAGUGUUGAAGGCAGUGAACAUCAUGAACUGAAAGACCUGAUGGCAAGUUGUGAGACAGAAUUUGAAAAAUCGUUCCCGAUUUCUACCAGCCGACAGCGUCUGUUUUGGGAACAGCAGAUGUCUUUUGCCAAAAAGAAAGACAGUCGAGGGAUGCGCUGGCACCCCAUGAUCAUUCGUUGGUGUCUCUACCUUCGACAAAAGUCAGAAACAGCGUAUGAUGUUCUUCGCGAAACUGGAUUUGUAAAUUUGCCAUCAACAAGGACAUUAUUUGACUAUUCGCACUUCCUUAAGAGUGAAAUGGGUCACCAGGCAGAUGUUCUAGGUUUGUUGAAGGAGGAAGCUGUGAAGAGACACCUGUAUGACACAGAGUGGAGGAAUUAUGUCGGUCUUCUCUUUGAUGAGAUAAAAAUUAAAGAAGAUUUAGUGUACGACAAACACACUGGACAGCUCAUCGGAUACUGCAAUCUAGGCGAUGUUGCCAAUGAAAUGAUGCAAUUCAGCGAAACAAAGAAUGAAACUAAAAAAGAACUAGCAAAAUACAUGUUGGUUGUGAUGCUGCGAAGUUUGUCUUGCAACUGGUGUUUUCCGUUGUUUGGUUUUGCAACGACAGGCAUAACAGCCGAUUUUUUGUACCCCAUUCUGUGGAAGACAGUAGCGUUACUACAAUUAUCCCAAAUUAAUGUACAUGUCUUGUUCUUCACUUGUGACGGUGCAUCACCAAAUAGACGGUUUUUCAACAUGCAUCGAGUGGGUAUUGAAUCUGUGGUAUACAAGACGGAAAAUCCACACAACAGUGACCAGAACAUUUACUUUAUAUCAGAUGUUCCACAUCUUCUGAAGAAUGUGAGGAACAAUUUUAGUAACUCACAUGCCCACAAAAAAUCAAGAAUGCUGUGGAGGAAUGAUAAAGACAUUUCAUGGAUGCACCUAGUUCGUUUAUUUGAGGAACAUUGCGAGAUGAACUUGUACUCUCCCUGCCCAAAGUUGUCGCGAAAACACAUUGAUCUGCUUUCCUUCAACUACAUGAAGGUCAGUUUAGCUGCACAGGUUCUGAGCGACUCUGUAGCUCUUGCCCUUGAGGAGUUGUACGGUCCAGAGGUCUCAGAAACUGUGCAGUUCAUGAAACUAUUCAACAAAUUUUUUGACUGUCUAAAUGUUAGGAGUUUGUUUGAAGGGAGAAAUAAACGCAAUGACAAUUUACUGCCUUACACUAGUGUGGAUGAUGAACGCUUGAACUUCCUGACUAAAGAUUUUCUUGGUUACAUCAAUAAGUGGGAGGAGAGCAUUCAAAGUGACUAUGUGCGAAUAGUUGGAGCAAUCUGUAAACGCUUCAGACCGGCUCUAAGUAGCGGGGACCCUGAACACGACAAAAUAGUUGCAGAGAGGAUGUUGUAUUUUUCAGGGCAGAACAACGAUUUACAACAAUUCGUCUCUGACAACGACAUAGAAAAAAAUAACCCAGGCAUCGUGGAAACCGGUGGACGACCUAGACAUUUACUGUCCAAUAAUGACCGAGGAUGA